UCAAGACGCACGCGAUCAAACUCUUUUCUUCUCGCCGAUUUCAAUUUCUCUCGUUCUCCGACAACGGCCAUGGGAACCACCGUGGCGAGCGGUGACGUGGAAGCCGGAUUCGCGAAGCUGCAGGGCGAGGACUUCGAGUACUACAUGCAAACCUACUCCAUCGUGCUAGGGCGAAACUCGAAGAAAUCCACCGUCGACGUGGAUCUUUCAAGCCUGGGCGGCGGUAUGAACAUCUCGCGCCACCACGCGCGCAUCUUCUACGACUUCGCACGGAGGCGAUUCGCCCUGGAGGUUCUGGGGAAGAACGGGUGCCUCGUUGAGGGGGUUCUGCACCUUCCCGGAAACCCUCCGGUGAAGCUUGAUUCGCAGGAUCUGUUGCAGAUUGGGGACAAGGAGUUCUACUUCCUGUUGCCGGUUCGGAGCAUCUUGGGCGGUCCGAUUGGGCCGCGUCAUUACCCUAAUCAUUCGUCUUCGAUGGUGACCGGAGGAGGACCGGUGUUGCCGCAUUAUAAUUACCAUUUGGGCGGUGCUGCGGCCGGGAGCGGAGGCGGUUCGGUGGUUAAGAAGCGGAGGAGGGAUUAUUAUGAGGAGGAGUAUGAUGAUGAGGAUGAUGUUGGUGGGAGUAGUGGGAAAAAGAUGAGGAGGGACGGUUAUGAAAGUUAUGGCUACGGUGGAGUAGGUUCUGGGGGCAAGGCUUCGCUUUCAGGAGGACUGGAUAAGAAGUCAGAAGGCAGAUCCCGAGUGGAUCGAGAUGCUGAUAAUCUUCAGCUUCAGCAGUUGGAAGAAAAGGAUGUAGUAUCAUCUGUAGCUACUGUUCUCUCUGAUCUCUGUGGUCCUGGAGAGUGGAUGCCUAUGGAGAAACUUCAUGCAGAGUUGCUGGAGCAGUAUAGCAGUGUUUGGCACCACAGUAGGGUAAGGAGAUAUCUGACAUCAGACGAUUGGCCUGGUCCUGAAUCCAAAGGGAAGCCUUGGUAUGGCUUACUCAUGCUAUUGAGGAAGUACCCUGAGCAUUUUGUCAUCAACACAAGGUCGAAGGGCCGGGUCACCCUCGAAUUUGUUUCUCUCGUCUCUCUUCUCUCGUAAACUAUCAUUGGUAAUCCCCAAAAAAUGAGAAGAAAACAAACUAUCUUCAGUGGUUUCUUCCGAUAUUUUAAACUUCUCCUGUAGUUGAUGAAUCAACAGGAUUACUUUCUCUAACUUAGAUAUUCUAUCUUGAUAUCUGGUCAAGCGCGAAACCUGUAUAGAUUACUUUUGUUGCUUUUGUUCUUGGGUUCUCAAUGCUACUUUUUUUUUUUUAAAC
Molecule: messenger RNA, 1300 nt
Organism: Gastrolobium bilobum
Lineage: Eukaryota; Viridiplantae; Streptophyta; Magnoliopsida; Fabales; Fabaceae
Product: FHA domain-containing protein FHA2
Exons: 3
Coding region: 70-1083 (337 amino acids)
Biological process (GO): regulation of ribosomal protein gene transcription by RNA polymerase II
Cellular component (GO): nucleus
Molecular function (GO): protein binding; sequence-specific DNA binding
Source: RefSeq, a predicted model, not a curated record